AUGUUAUCAACUCUCAAGAAGAAGAGGCCUCAUUUGGACGAAUCACUUGAUGCACUUCAAAAUAGUCUUAGGACUGAGAUUAUGUCCAAGAAGUUCUUACUUAUUCUGGAUGACAUUUGGGAGGAGGAGGAGAACCAGGAUAUCAGCAAAUGGGAGAAGGUGUUCGCCUCUCUGGCUUAUGGGAAAAUUGGUAGUCGAAUUUUGGUAACAACUCAAAUGGACUCGGUUGCAAUGAUGAUUGCAAAGCUCCUCAACUCUCAUGCAUUUGCUGAUGUAGAUAAUCCUAAUGAUUAUAAAAGAUUAAUAUCCAUUGCUCGAGAGAUAGUUAAAAAGCUUUCAGGAUCUCCAUUGGCUGCAAAGGUCACCGGUGGUGUUUUGAAUUCUAGCUUGGAUGAAAGACAUUGGACAAAAGUUUUAAAUAGUGAUUUUGUAAGUCCAAAAUUGGGUCAGGAUUGCAUCUUUCCCAUUUUAAGAUUGAGCUAUAUGUUCCUCCCAAAACAUCUACAAAAUUGUUUCGCAUUUUGUUCUAUAUUUGAACAAGAUUAUAUAUUUGGUAAAGAUGAUUUAGUCAAAAUGUGGAUUGUAUUGGGUUUCAUUCAGCAACCUCAUGAUCAAGAAUGGACUAUGGAGGAUAUUGGAGGAAUGUAUUUUGAUGUUUUGGUUAAAAAAUUUUUCUUUGAUAAGUUUGAACAUUGUUUUAGACAAUAUUACAAGAUGCAUGAUUUAAUACAUGAAUUGGCACAAUCAGUUUCCAUACAUGAAUGUUUAAGAGCUGAGGAUGGUACAAAGUUUCCUUCUAUAAUUCAUAAGACUCUUCGACACUUGUCUGUUCAAACUACAAAUCCAGACAUCAUAAAAAAGAUUGGACAGUUUAAAUAUUUGCAUUCUCUUUUCAUGUUCUAUGAAGCUUCUAAUCAGGAUCAUUGCAAUGCACUUAUUAAAAUAUUCAAAGCAUCGAGAAGCCUACGCUUAUUAUACAUACAUGUUUCAGCAGGCUUGAAAAUGAUACCAGAGGAUAUUGGAAAUUUGAUACAUCUUCGAUACUUAAAGAUUGAUAAUUGUAAUUUGACCAUGCUGCCAAGAUCUCUAAGUAAUCCCUAUCACUUGCAAUGCAUAAUCUAUGAUAGGCCAUUAGGGCUAAGCCAACCUAAAGUUGAUGAUUUUUACCAAGUGGCAUGA
Molecule: messenger RNA, 1179 nt
Organism: Dendrobium catenatum
Lineage: Eukaryota; Viridiplantae; Streptophyta; Magnoliopsida; Asparagales; Orchidaceae
Product: putative disease resistance protein RGA4
Exons: 2
Coding region: 1-1179 (392 amino acids)
Biological process (GO): defense response to other organism
Molecular function (GO): ADP binding
Source: RefSeq, a predicted model, not a curated record